AUGACGGAGCGACGAGUGAAGGGAGAGUGGCCGGGUGCCGAGAAAGGCCGCUGCGUGCUGCACGAGCCCGGCGGUCACGACUUCCACCUCCAGAUCAGCGGGGUUCAGACGAGCGACGACGGAGUGUAUGAGUGCCAGAUCAACACCGAGCCCAAACGCUUCUGGCCCGUCACACUGCACGUACAAGCGGCGCACGCCAAGAUCAUCGGCGCCUCGGACCGGUACGUGCAGCUCAACAGUAACAUCCAGCUGCGCUGCGAGCUGCGCGUGCUGGCUGACCCACCGGUCACCCUGGGCUGGAGCAAGGGCUCGGCCGCCGUGGACGUGAGCUCACCGCGCGCCGGCCUCAGCAUUCAGACGGAGCGCGGCGGGCACGGCACCACCAGCUUCCUGGUGAUCGCGCGCGCCAGACAGCGCGACUCCGGAACCUACACCUGCCAGCCCAGCGAGGGACAGUCCGCCACCGUGCGUGUGCACGUGCUCGAUGACGAUCACCCGGCAGCGAUGCAGACUGCCGGCGGCGGUCGGCUGAGGCCGGACCUCCCGCUGGCGACAGCCCUGCUGAUGACGUCACUGGUACCACUGAUGACGUCACUGGCAAUACUGGCCUGUCGGCGGGAUAACCGGUGACCUGGAACCGACACGGGCGGCACAGACUCGAGGGGACAUUCGCAGAGGUGCGGUGGUGCCCGCUCAGCUGCGUGAGCGGCGUUCUCGAGAGGCAGAGACUUGUGCGCGAGUAUGCUCGAGAAAUGGAGACUCGUGCGCUCAAUAGGCGAGAGACUAGCUCGCGGUGUGGAGCGCCGGUGGAGCAGCUGUGAUGUGAGAGGUGAGAUGCAGUGAUUAUCAGUAUUAGUCGCCCGGAGCGCGGAGCGGCGUGUCCUCAGUCGUCGUUUGUGAAACUGACGUAGUGACCUGAUUGGCGGCUUCUGAGCCUGGACGACGCAGUGGCUGUCUGACUUUGAAACUGUGUUCGGUUGAAUGGAUGAUGGUCGGGGGUGGCGCUACAAAAUGUCCCUCCGUGCAGCUGUUGUGUCCCGGUGUUACCUGCGGAUGAAAAUGAUCCCCGCUCGAAGGCCGGAUGAGGGCUUACCAUUAUCGGUCGGGCAAAGUGUUGAUGUGUGAGAUUGCCAUGUCGUGGCCAUGGUAUUUUGUACAGAUGCUCUCAUAAGAGUACACUUAACGUCAAAUUUGAACGGGCUAUCAAAUUCACAUACAGUGCAUCGUCCAAAUUUACUGGUUCUAAGUUUAGAUAUCGUUGAAAUUUCACUUUUCAAAUCGUUGAAAGCUCACUUUUGAGACAAAGAGCAACGUCAAUCAUAUCGUAGAAAGCAGUCAUGAACUGUGCACCAAAUGACCAGCUUACGUGAAAUGUGAAAACAUUCUUGUAAACUAUGGCCUCAUCAAUGGUAUUUCCAGAACUCAAAGCAAUACUCGGCCUUUACGCAAGGUCCCUUUGCGCAUAUGCAUAAACAUUGUAUCGCGAUUGAGUGUCUGAAAUGGCUGGAAAGUAUAGUCUGAUGAUAUCGUGAGCAUGUUCCAUUAAAAUAUCUGACAGUAAAAUGAGUUACGG
Messenger RNA from Amphibalanus amphitrite, 1573 nucleotides. RefSeq lists its product as uncharacterized. Gene Ontology annotation, cellular component: neuron projection membrane. Gene Ontology annotation, biological process: synapse organization. The record is from RefSeq and is a predicted model, not a curated record. Lineage: Eukaryota; Metazoa; Arthropoda; Thecostraca; Balanomorpha; Balanidae. The transcript has 4 exons. Bases 1 to 630 code for a protein of 209 amino acids.